GCGAAGGCUGGCACAUAGGCGGCAGACGGAGCAGUGUGCCAAUGAUGCCAUUGCGGGUCUCAACGCUCUCCAUCCUCCGUGCGUGCAGCGUGGGCCCAUCACGGCGGCUCAGCGGCUUGCUACCGCCACCAUUUUGAACGAGGUCAGAAUGGCCCCGAAGUCUGACACUCACUUUUCUCGCCGUGGAGCCGCGAAGGAGCUCCUGGCCUCCAGCCUGUCCUACACCGCGGACGAGGCACCGAGUCCCGUGGUAAGGUACGUCAGAUCCCGAGUCGACAUCCCAGAAGUGGGUGCGGUCAUACCUCCUGGUGAGUCGGUGCUCGACGGGAUCGGGAGGAGCUACGUGCUGGACUACGAGCAAGCCAUGAUGAAGACUCCUGACGAGUGGUCCCGCGUCUUGGAUAGCGAGCCGCCCGUCACCCCCUACAUGGAUGAAGUUUUGAAGCGUGACCCAGUGGCAUACCGCACUUUCAUCGGCGACCUGGUGAAGGCUAACAUGCUGGGUUUCACGUACCGCCCGAAGGAUUUAGUCACUCCCUUUUUCGUGGCCAAGAAGAGUGGAGCGCAGCGUCUAGUGUGGGACGCUAGAGUGCCAAAUCGACGUUUUCGCGACCCGCCGCCGCUGGCCAUGGGGACAUCGGCGGCGCACGGUCGCCUACAGCUUCCUGAUGAUCGUAAGGAGGACGGCAGCUUCAACACCAAGGUUUUCUGCGCCCAAGCUGACGUGCGCAACUACUUCUACGCUCUCGGCCUGAGGGAGGAGCUGGGACUGUUCUUCUCGCUGCCUCCGGUGUCGCAGGCUUCGUUGUCGCAAUGGGGGGUUGAGGCAGUGGGCACUCCCGAGGGCCCCUCGGGGGGCUGGGUGUGGCCGUUCCUGCGGGUCGUUCCGAUGGGCUGGUCUUGGGCUUUCUGGCUUGGGCAGCGUGCGAAUGCGCACGUCUGCUGCUCUGCCUCGGGGCUCGGGUUCCCGCGGGUGCUGACCGAUCACGGUCCGGUGCCCCCGCUCGACGGGGGGGUCCCUUGCCUCCUCCCCUAUUGCGAUAACAUCAACGUCAUCGGCACCGACCCUGUCAGAUGCAAUGUUUUGAUGCACCAGAUCUGCGACGCCUGGAGGAAGCAUGGCGUGCAGAUUCACGAGGUGGUCGAGGCCACUGACGUCUUCACCAGCCUCGGCCGUCUGAUCGACGGCGCGUCUGGGCGAGUUUUCUCACGGCCCGAGCGCUCCGAGCGCCUCCGCCAAGCUUCACUGUGGCUAGAGCAGCGCCCUAGAGUCACGGGGAGGGAGGUGGAGAGGUACGUGGGUCAUCUCAUUGAUCAUCUGAUGCUGAAGAGGGAGCUGCUCUCGAUCCUCAGGAGUUUGUAUGAUUUCGUCAGAGAGUGCUAUCACGUGCGAGCCCGUCUCUGGCCCUCGGCUGCCCGCGAAGUCGAGCAGUGCCGUCGCCUGCUGCCGCUGAUGUCUGCCAACCUUCGGCUUCAGUGGUCGCCGACGGUCUUCGCUUACGACGCGUGCUUGACGGGUAUGGCCACGUGUCAGACAACACUGUCAUCAGAUCUUGUCAAGCGCAUCGGGUCAGUCAGUGAGAGAUGGAGAUAUCGCAUGCCUUCGGCUAUCUCGGCACGCCGUUCUGCUUUGGGAGUCCGUUCUGGAGGCCAUGAGGCCUCGGAGGGGCCGUUCGACGUCUUCAGCGACAUCGAGACCGUCAAGGCCCCCAAGAGCACCAGCAUGGACCUCAUCAAGGACCCCUGGGAGCUCAACCCGCAGUUCACAGAGGUGCCCGUACAGGCUCUGCAGGGCCCCCAGUGGAAGCAGGUGGUCUCGGCCAGGGUUCACGUCAAGGAGCCCAUCGCUAUUAUCGAGGGGAGGGCUUCGAACAUGACAUCUCGUCAUAUCACGAGGGCCCAGGUGUCCCGCCUGCCCCGCGCGGUGUCCGUCAAGCGCCCAGCUGCCAGCCCCAAGAUCGUGCAGAAGAGCUUUUUGAAGGGCAGGCCGUUUGUUGGGGCGACGAAGGAGGAGAGGAUUGCUCACCGUCUGCGGGCCUCUGGGCCGUUCGCGAUGGUGGGGGAGGACGAGAGGAGCUUCCUGGAGUGGAACGCGGUGGCGCCCGAGACUCAGGCAUACUACAAGGACGCCCUUGACGACUUCCAGGCGUUCGUGGACCUUUUCGAGCUGCCGCUGCACACCGCGGCUCAGGUCGACCUGGCGCUGACGAACUACGCCGACUACGCCUGGAGCAUCGGGCUCGAGAGAGCCGCCGUCCUGAAAACAUAUGCCGCGUACAUCUCGGACCUCUUCCUCCCCUCGGGCUCGUGCAUGGACUACGGCUUCAACCUGCGCCCCAGCGCGAGGGGCGAGUACAGCAAGACCAGCUUGUCGGACGAGAGCCUGCUCCUCGAUUCGGUCGAGGUGCCCUGGCUGGGCCCGCUGCUGGCGCGCGCGAGGUCGGGGGACCCGCAGGCGCCGCUGUUCCGUCUCACCGCCGCGCAGCUGGGCGUCAUGUGGCGUCAGGCGCUGGAGCUGGCCGAGGUGCCCACCAAGUACGUGCCCUACCAGCUCCGCCACGGUGGCCCGUCGCACGAUCGCCUCAAGAGGUAUCGUUCCAUGGGCGAGAUCAAGAGGCGCGGGCGGUGGGCCAGCGACUAUACGAUGAAACGCUACGAGGCCCACGCGCUGGCGCAGCAGGAGCUGGCGGCACUCCCAGUCGACGUCCGCCGCAGGGCCGAGGCGGCGCCCGCGAAGCUGCACGCCGAGCUCGAGAGGCUCCUGGCGCGGCCCCAGAGGCCGUUCGUCGAGCUCAUGUGCGGCUCCGCCGCCUUGGCCAAGGCCGUCCACGCCGCCGGCUGGGCUUCGGAAGGCUGGGACUAUGCUGACGACCCGCGAGCCGACCUUCUUGAUGAGUCCCUCGUCGACAGUCUGGUUUUGAGGAUCUCACGGAAGGAAGUCGCUGGGGUGCAUGUCGGCCUGGACUGCAAAACGUGGAGCCGGGCAAGGAAGAAUGAUGGACAGGGUCCGCCGCCGCUCAGGGACGAUGCGAAUUUGCACGGCCUCCCUCUGCUGGCGGCGGCAGACGCUGAGAAGGUGAGAAUCGCCAAUCGUCUGCUCGCUAAUGUUCUGCGCCUGCUGGCGGCGGCCGUCGAGGCGGGAGUCCCCUUCUCUCUCGAGAACCCUCGCACGUCUCGCCUCUGGCUGGUCCCAAAGCUGCUGGACAUGGCCCGCGACGCUCACGCCGAGUGGGCUUCUGUUGAUUAUUGCCAGUAUCAGGUCCCUUGGAAAAAGGCGACUACCUUUUUGCUUUUCAAUUGGCUGCCAGCGCAGCCUUCCCUCCGCCUGUGUUCAGGCUGUCAAAAAAGGUGUAGUGCAACAGGUAAGGCACACAUAACGCUGAAGGGUAAAGACCCGCUCGGUGUGUUCUGGACUUCAAGGGCGUGCCCUUGCCCCGCGGCGCUCUGCAAAGAUCUAGCAGCGCUGGUGGUGGCCAAAGCCAAGACACUGGAUGGCAGUGGGUAG
Molecule: messenger RNA, 3505 nt
Organism: Prorocentrum cordatum
Lineage: Eukaryota; Dinophyceae; Prorocentrales; Prorocentraceae
Source: the annotation of a GenBank genome assembly